AUGUUAACAUGUGAAGAUACGACAUCCGACAAUUAUCUCUAUGUGGGACAUCAAUUAGGCGAAUUAAUUAAAGUAAACAUAAAAGAUUUAAUACAAGCAUGUAAAUUAAUUGAUGAAAAUUUACCGACGUAUGAGGAACGUCGUCGAAUAAUCAUUUACGGUAUCAAAUAUACACGUGGAGUGAUAAUGAUGACAAAUAAAAACCAUUUUCCCAAAUCACCGGCAUUAGUAAAAGUUACAAAUAUGUAUAUUCAACAACAGAAAAUCAUAUUUCGAGGAACGCAAUAUUGUGUCAUGGGAAAAUAUUCAAAUCUAGCUGCAUUUGAAAUAUUUUUAACAACAAAUGAGAGUUUUUUUAGUCUUUAUGAUAUUUCCUAUAUUUUUCCACUUCAUGAACAUUCGAUGGGCAGUAAAAAAUAUGUAUCAUUCUUUGUUAUGUACUAA
Didymodactylos carnosus is the source of this 444-nucleotide messenger RNA. Lineage: Eukaryota; Metazoa; Rotifera; Eurotatoria; Philodinida; Philodinidae. The record is from the annotation of a GenBank genome assembly.